This is a messenger RNA of Daphnia carinata, 1885 nucleotides long. RefSeq names its product lachesin-like. The record is from RefSeq and is a predicted model, not a curated record. Lineage: Eukaryota; Metazoa; Arthropoda; Branchiopoda; Diplostraca; Daphniidae. Bases 461 to 1876 code for a protein of 471 amino acids. The transcript is spliced from 9 exons. Gene Ontology annotation, cellular component: neuron projection.
CGGACGUCUUGGAUCUCUCGUAAAACUGCGCCGCUCUCUCAGAACGCUGGGAAACGUCAACAGGAAAACUAUCGCACGCCACACACACACACACGUCGGACGGAACAACCCAAACGUCGAACGAGCAAAACAUCAUCAUCAUCCGGGUGCGAUUUUGAGAAAGCGGGUGACGCAUCAACAACAAGUACAAUACUACUAACGGGUCCUUCAUUUUUCGGCGUGCUGACGCUGUAGUCUGUGCGCGGCUCUAGUUGAGGUUCGUUGAUUGAUUGUUAUUGCUUGACAGCCAAUGAUGAGCGUAUGAGACUAUGGUCUCGACGCUUAGUGCCAGUGCUACGGAACACCAAACGCCUACGACAACAACAACAGCAGCCACGUGAAAAGAAAAAUCGUGCGUCGCGUUGUCCCUUUCCUGACGGGCCAUUGAAAAAAAUAAGUGUCGGAUAAAUAGACCGCAAUCAUGGCGAAGACGAAGAAUUGGAGGACAUCAGUCAGCUGGACGUUACCCAUCACCCUGUUGCCAUGGCUUUUCAUCUCGAUGGCAGUGGCGGAAAGCCGCUAUUUGCCGGAAUUCGAGCGGCCGCUACCUAACCAGACGGUGACUCUGGGCGGUGAAGCCGUCCUGUCGUGUCACGUCGCUCAUCUCGGCGGCUACAAAGUCGGCUGGAUCAAAUCCGACUCGAAAGCCAUCCAGGCCAUCCACACGCACGUCAUCACGCACAACUCUCGGGUGUCGGUCCGACAUUUCGGCCACACCGUCUGGCAGUUGGUCAUCGCCGACGUCCAGCGGGAAGACGAAGGCCUCUUCAUGUGCCAAAUCAACACGGAUCCCAUGAAAAGUCAGGUGGCGUACCUGAGAGUGGUCGUGCCGCCAGAAAUAGAGCCGACCGACAACGGCAGUAAUGACGUCAUGACUUCCGAGGGAAAUUCCAUCAAAUUGGGAUGCAAAGCUAAAGGUGAUCCUGCGCCGACAGUUCGCUGGCACCGUGAAGAUGGCGAAGACAUCACAAUGCGGACAGUCAACGGCGAACGUCUCCGCUUCGCAUCGUACGAGGGUGAGACGCUGUCAUUGAUAAGAAUUAGUCGACUAGACAUGGGCGUCUAUGUUUGCACAGCUGCCAACGGCAUUCCGCCAGCCGCUUCACGUCGCAUCGUCGUCAAUAUUAAUUUCAAUCCGGUCAUUAACGUGCCCAAUCAGUUGAUUUGGUCGACCCAAGGCAAUAAUUUCACGAUGGAAUGCAACGUCGAAGCGUUCCCUCGCUCCGUUAACUAUUGGAUUAGGGGCGAUGGCGAAUUGAUCAUUUCGGGCAACAAAUUCGGCGUGUCUGAAGUGCGUGACUCGAUAUUUGCUUCGAGGAUGGCAUUGACGGUGCACUCGUUCGAAAAAUCGGAUAUUGGCAAGUACCGGUGUAUCGCCAAGAACUCGUUGGGCGAAGUUGAAGGACGCAUUCACGUCUACGAAAGUAACUCUUGGCCGGCUGCCCGGGCAACGACGAGGAGGCCAAUCGACUACUCUGAAGAUCUGGAAGAGGCCAAUAACGGCCUGGAUCAUCACCACCAUCAACGACAGCAACACCAGCAGAGGCGACAGCAACAGGACAAUGAAGUAGACGAGCGCAAUGACGUCGAAGAUGAAGAUGAGAUUCACCAACAAGGCGAUGGCUCCUUGGUAUUAUCAAUGCCACCGCCAGGUCGCGACACUUUGCAUUACCAGUUGACGACGACCGAGAGGAGCUUGUGGCGUAGCGGCAGCCGCAGUGGCUCCUCCACCCUCACGUUCCAUUUGGUUCCGCUAUUCUCUUCGGCCGCGUUCACUUCUUUCCUCUGCCUAGUCCUAUCUUUACCCCAUUUCAUUCCGUUUUACCGUUACAUUUAAAUCACGAUU